This is a messenger RNA of Hyla sarda, 4988 nucleotides long. RefSeq names its product histamine H3 receptor-like. Bases 184 to 777 code for a protein of 197 amino acids. Gene Ontology annotation, cellular component: membrane. The transcript is spliced from 3 exons. The record is from RefSeq and is a predicted model, not a curated record. Gene Ontology annotation, molecular function: histamine receptor activity. Lineage: Eukaryota; Metazoa; Chordata; Amphibia; Anura; Hylidae. Gene Ontology annotation, biological process: adenylate cyclase-activating adrenergic receptor signaling pathway.
GGUCUGUGCAUUACAUUUGCAGGGACUAGAAGGCUUGGAGUUUGGAUUUACAGUACACAGAUGAAGCAAACUCUAAGCCAUAUCCCACCUGUCUGGAUAGCAGGUUCUGCUCCUGAAUAAUGUGACUCUUUGCAUUGGGGUUUCUGCAUUUUUCACCCCCUACCAAGACUCCCAGCAGCAGCUAUGUCAGGAGUCAACAGCUCAUCAGUGGACAACCAGCUGAGGAAUAAAUGCUUGGGCAACAACGAGGAGCAAUUUCAGCACUAUGGACAGUUCACCCCAAGUGUCUCUAUAUUACUAGCUGUUCUUAUGAUUCUCAUGGUGCUAGCAACUGUGCUGGGCAAUGCUCUGGUGAUUCUGGCUUUUGUGGUUGAUAAAGGGUUAAGAACUCAAGGAAAUUUCUUCUUCCUCAACCUAGCAAUUGCUGAUUUCUUAGUGGGUGGGUUCUGUAUCCCUCUCUAUAUCCCCUAUGUCCUGACGGGACAAUGGAAGUUUGGGAAAGGACUGUGCAAGUUGUGGCUGGUCAUGGACUAUCUGCUCUGCACUGCUUCUGUCUUCAACAUUGUCCUCAUCAGCUAUGACAGAUUCAUCUCAGUCACUAAGGCGGUAAUAAAGCUUCUAGACUUUACUGUAUUGCAGCUAUGUCCUUUCGCCUGGAUUUCCAAUGCAGGCCGCCAUUUUCCUGAAGACCGGAAGCUGCGGGCUGGAGCUCUGGGGCCUGCGCUUCACUUCCGGAGAGGCGCCAUCUUGUCGGAGUGCAGAUGCAUGUAUACAUAGCUUCGGCCGUGUCACUUCCGGCGGUGCCAGAAGUUCUUUUCUUAUGCAGCCGCAGCGGUGUGAAUUGAGUGGUUUCUGCAGGACAUUGUUUAUUCUGCAUACAGGAGUUUUAUCUUAAACAGCUCUUCUUUCUGCCAAUCUGCAACUUAGAGCUCUCUUUUAACCUUCUUAAAGCAUUAUAGAGUGGAUACUUUCCUGUCUAGUGAAACCAUUUUCGCUAAAAACAUUCUAAAUUCUGCAAGGCAGGAGAGCCCUACCUAGGGGUUAUUCUUGCUAAAUCCCCACAUUGUGUUGCUAAGGGACGCCAGGGAAGACUAAAUUUAGUAAGUUAAUUUAUUUUCCCUUAGUCUUCUCAGCAGCACAAGCUUCCCUCCCUUAUUAGUUUAUUUUUUACUUGAUAAUUUACUCACUGUCCUAAUGUGAGUAGGGUGUUUUAUAGUCAUUGUGAGGGGAGGUCCCUAUGUUUUGUUUGAUUUCAUUAAAAAAUUCCGGUCCUAUUUAGCUCACAGGGGCCAAGACACCCCACAUUGUGCUGCUAAGGAGACGAAGGGAAAACAAAUUAACUUAUUAAAUUUAGUCUUUUUGGAUUUUUUUCUGUCACGACCACAGUGCUCUCUGCUCACACCUGUCCAUUUUAGGAACAGUCCAGAGCAGCAUAUGUUUGCUAUGGGGAUUUUCUUCUGCUCUGGACAGUUCCUGACAUGGACAGAGGUGUCAGCAGAGAGCACUGUGGUCGUAACAGAAAAGAAAUCCAAAAAGAAAAUAAUUUCCUCUGUAGUAUACAGCCGCUAAUAAGUACUGGAAGGAUUAAGAUUUUUUAAUAGAAAUAAUUUACAAAUUUGUUUAACUUUCUGGCAUCAGUUGAUUUAAAAAAAAAAAGUUUUCCACUGGAAUAUCCCUUUAAGUCCCCAGCUUGUGCUUCAAAUUUUUUCUAACAGUAGAUCCAUUUCAUGUAUAUCCUGUAGGGACAUUUUUAGUUCUCCAACUCUCUAAAGAUCAAUUUUGAAGGAUGAAAUGCUCUGAUGAUAACAACAUUUUAUAAGCCACCUUGCAGUAUGUGGCAAUGUCUCUCCAAUUGGCCUCUGUUUUAUACACAUGCAACUUAUGGCCAGGACUUAAGCAUGUGUCCUGCCCCUUGCUGCCUUCAUACUUAGGUCACAUCCAUGCGCUGUAUUCGGUCUACAGAUUUUCCAGAACUCCCACUGGUAUCCUUCUGCUGCAGCAUCAUUGGAGAUGCACUUGACCAUUGUAUAACAAUUUGGCUCGCAAGCAGGGAAAGCAAAUUUUAAAGACAAUGAACUUUUUACAUAUUUUAUAAAUUUUUUCAUGUUUUUCAAAAAUAAAUGUAGAGCAUAUUUCCCAAAACUUAUUACUAAAAUAAGGUACCAUGUGUCAUUAAAAUGAAAAACAAUUUGUGGGACUGACGGCUGAUUCGCCCUUUCUGGUUUGCAGUUUUCGCACUGUUUAAUCAGGUGCGUUCCUGUAAUAUUUCCCCAUUGUCUUAGGUGGCAUUAUUAUCUCUACUACCUGGAGCUCUCUCUUGAGGAAUGAAAGACCUCCUGUGGCACUUUUUGGUGUGUCAAGGCCCGUAAUUCUUCGUCAUUGGAAGACCUCUAGUCCACCAGCCAAGAUUUAAUUGAAUGGAAACAUUUUAUCAGAUACGCUGGGUUGUUCAGUUGUGUUUUGGGAUGCUUUUUGUAAGUUGUCUUCUGUGCAAGUUUGAUUUUCUACUCUGUUGUAGAGAUGUUGUGGGCCCUUACUUAGUCUUUUGGGCCUUAUUCUUUUCUUUCUCUCUAUUACCCCCACCUCUCUUUUUCUCUUUCUUUCUUGUUUCUCCUUUUCCCCUCUUCCCUACACCUCCCCUUCCUUCUUGUUGUCCAUUCUCUGUGGUUGUGUAGUGUGCCAUCCCUGUUGUUUUUCUUUCCUGUUGAUCUAUCUCAUCUGUUUUAUCUCUGCGGGAUGGAAUCUUUUCCUUCUGGGCUCAUUAUUGUGUGUAAUAUGUAUGUGACAUUGCCUCUUCCAGAGUAAUACCCUUUUUGCACAGAUGCACAGCUAUGUUGGUUCAUUCUGCCACCUCCCAAUUUAUUGAUAUAGCAUUAUGGGUUUGUUUGUGGUUUUUCUAUUUGAUUCUUCAAUAAUAACUGAUUUACCAUAAAAAGUAAAACAACCCUAUGUCGAGUAAAUAACACAGUACCCUAUGUCAAGUAGAUAGCAAGUAAAAGUGUUAAAAAUGUAUUCCUGCAUUAAGUAUAUGUCAGAUUUAAAAAACAGGGCUUUGUUAGUAAGUGAAUAGGCCAGUAGCCAAUAUAGAUAUAAAAUAAAGUUAAAGGGGGUUAUCUACCAUAAGGUGAUUUUAGUACUUACCUGGCAGACCGUAAUGGACAUGCUUGGGAAGGAUCUGCGCUUGUCUUGGGGCUAAAUGGCUAUGCUGUGAGAUUACCAUAACACUGUGGCUAGCUUUUUGUGAACUGGUAUUUCCUUUUUGAGUUUUCUUCUUUUGCCUACAAAUCCCAUAAUUCCAUUUUCCUCCCUCCCACACAUCAGCCACCCGACCCAUUGAACCAUAAAUGAGCUGCAUCCAUUCAAAAGACCUGUGGUUUUCAAUCAGGGUGCCUACAGCUGUUGCAUUAGUUGCAGAUUGAUCUCUCUCCCACCAAGCGAUCUCUCCAGCCAUUGAAGCAGACAGGCUCCCUGUCAACAGCUGACUAGUGAGUCAGGUCUCGACCACAUUGCAACCUGGGAAAAAUGUGAUACAACAGUCAUUUUGUAUGCUGAUAAAAAUAAAUAUUGGGGUGAAAAUCACAGAAGAAUUGUGAGAAAACUGUCAGGUACAGACACUAUAUUAUGAACUACACUAACUUUACAGCCCCUGUAGCAUAGUCAAAUAAAAAAAAUCCUGGAAUACCCCUUUAAUACCAAUUAUAGAGGCUGGAUCCAGAUUUUAGGGGCUAGUAGAUGGCAGGUCGGGGACUCAUAACUAUUGUACGCUAUUAUAUUCCCAGUAAUGCUAACCAUUGUAAUACAAUUAUAAAACAACACUAUUAUAAAAUAACUAUAAUGUGCUUCUCUGUACACAAUGCAAUUAUAAUUAGAUGUUUUUUCUCAAUAAAAUAUGUAAAAUGAGGUUUCUCAGGACUGCACUGUCAGUGAGUGGGAGCGCAUUAUUGCUUCUCGUAAUUAUUGUCCUCUUCAGAAGGAGUUUAUGACAGAUUGUUAUUAAAAGUAGCCACGAAAAUGAAUUGAAGGUUAGGAGCCAUCUGUACCAGAAUUGUCGUCUGCAUUUACCCCAUGAAAAGGCAUUACUGUCUGAAAUGAAAUGCUCCAUGACGGAACAACUUAAUCAUGUUAAACACAAAACAGAAGCAAAUGUUCUUCGCUUGUUGAAGUCUGUCAUGAUAGUAAAUUGUGUACAUAUACCGUACUUACAACUAAUAACCACAAAAUGUUUUUAAACCAGCUGUGGUAGAUCUGUGUAAACAAAAACUGUAAUACAGUGUCCUAUGUUCAAAAAUACAACUACUGUAACACUACCCCCUAUGUUCAAGAAUGUAACUAUUUAAAUGCUGCCUCUAUGUGCAAGAAUAUAUUUACUAUCAUGCUGCCAUUUUAAACACGAAUAUGACUUUUUGAUACUGCCUUUUAUGGUUAAGAAUAUAGCUACUAUAAUACAGUCCCUUUUGUUUAAAAAAAACAUUAUUACAAUAUUACUGUGACCUAUGUUCAAAGAUAUAACUUCUGUAAUACUGUCUUUUAUAAGAAUAAUACUACAAAACUGUCUACUAUAUCAGCAUUUUUCAAACUGAGAGGUGGAGAUCACUUUCUGGUGAAGCACCGGGCCCCCUCGUGUGACAGACAUUAACACAAAGCAGGGACUUCAAAGCAAAAAAAAUUUUAAAAAAUUGCAUUAUCAGUGCAGUCUCUGUGGUUAGAGUGGACCUUCUAUAACAUUAUGGUUACAUGAUUAUGAGUUCAAAGGUCCUACAUGCAGUCGGCAGAGUGGCUACAGUGUGGAGAGCAGAGUGGCUGCUGGAGAGGUAUUUUGUGCUUUACUUUGGUAUAUGUUGGUGUUGCUGGAGAGGUAUUUUGUGCUUUACUUUGGUAUAUGUUGGUGUUGCUGGAGAGGUAUUUUGUGCUUUACUUUGGUAUAUGUUGGUGUUGCUGGAGAGGUAUUUUGUGCUUUACUUUGGUAUAUGUUGGUGUUGCUGGAGAGG